Kwoniella shivajii is the source of this 792-nucleotide messenger RNA. RefSeq lists its product as uncharacterized. The record is from RefSeq and is a predicted model, not a curated record. The transcript has 6 exons. Bases 1 to 792 code for a protein of 263 amino acids. Lineage: Eukaryota; Fungi; Basidiomycota; Tremellomycetes; Tremellales; Cryptococcaceae.
AUGUCUUCGUCUGACGAAGCUGAAUCUUCAGCACAAGCUUUGGAAAGAUACAUCGUUGAUCAGCUGGAGGGUCUAUCCUUGACCGUUCCUCAAGAUGAUGUCGAGAUGAUGGCUCGAUUCAUUGAGGAAGAAGGACUGGAAAGAGAUGAAAAGUUGGAAGGCGCGAAAGGGAUGUUGGAGGGCGUUGUUGAAGGUGGUAUACUACCAGAGGAAGGUGUAGAUGAGAUGCUAGGAAACGUCGUUGAUGAGCAAGAGAGACUGAAGAGACUUGAUGAAGAAAGGAAUGAGGAAGUUGAAGAAGAUGUGAGGUCACCUUCACCACCACCCAAACCUUCUGAUAUUCUAUCGUCAUUAACCGAAGAAGAAUUACGCGCUGCUCAACGUAAAGCCCUAUUAAGGCAAUACGCCUAUGUCGACGCCUCCGAAGAUGAAGUGAAAGCCGCGAUAGCUGGAAACGAAAGAGACCCAAACGCACCUCCCAAAGUAGGUAAAGCGAAUGAAGGAGAAGAAAAGAAAGCUGCUGAAGAAAGAAGAAGAAUGGUUGAAGAAGCUUUGCGAUUGGAUGGGAAGAAGAAGAAAUACAGGAAACAGCAAGAAAUCGACUUACUUGCACCUAAUCUGAAUCGAGAGAAAGUCGCUUUCCGUGCUCAGAUGGAGAAGGAAGCUCAGAAAAGUGCAGCUCAACAAAGAAGAGAUAGAGAUAAGGCAGCUCUGGAUAAGCAAAGGGCCGAUCAAGCUAAAGCAAAGGCUGACAAACAGAAGAAAGCUGCUAAGCAAGAAAGAAGAGCUUAA